Molecule: messenger RNA, 1419 nt
Organism: Phytophthora sojae
Lineage: Eukaryota; Oomycota; Peronosporomycetes; Peronosporales; Peronosporaceae
Exons: 1
Coding region: 1-1419 (472 amino acids)
Biological process (GO): monosaccharide transmembrane transport
Cellular component (GO): membrane
Molecular function (GO): hexose transmembrane transporter activity
Source: RefSeq, a predicted model, not a curated record
AUGUCGGAGUCGUCAACUACCGCGGAUUCGCGUCAAGUCAAGCCCAAGACUGCUUUGUACCUGAGCGUACUUGUGUCGCUGCUCCAACCUUUCCAAAGCGGUUGGUCGACAUCCCAGCUCAAUCUGGCCCAGUUCAACGACACGGCUCAGUGCAAUGCUCGCCCCGUAGCGGAAGGAACAUGUUUGACGUUCCCUGGACACUCAAAGCUCGAAUGGACUUUCGCGGUGAACGCGUGGAUUUUCGGCGCCAUGCUCGGCAGUUUAUUCUGCGGAAGGUUCAGCGAUAAAUGGGGGCGGAAGAAGCUUUUACUUGCGAACUGCGGGUUCAUCGCUGCGGGAGCGGUCGUGCAGAGUAGCGUCUCGAACAUUUGGCCGUUUGCAGUUGGGCGUCUCAUUGCUGGAGUUGCGUCGGGUGUUGCUACGGGUACAAUCGGCGCGUACGUGAACGAGCUGUCGUCUCCACACUUGCGGAACAUCCUCGGUCUGGGGCUUCAGAUUUCGGUAACUUUCGGCAUUAUGAUGCCUGCCGUCGCCUUCUUCUUCGCGAAUACAAGCACUGGCUGGAGAUUUCUCGCUGGAUUCCCCUUGGUACUGGCCGCAUUGUUCCUACUGCUUGCUCCGUCACUUUGCGUCGAGAGUCCAGCGUGGUUAUUGAUGAAAAACCGUCGAGAAGAAGCCGAACACGUGAUAACCCGACUGUACGGCGUGGAGAACGUGAAUAAAGUGCUGGAGUGGCUGGAGACUGCCAGAGAGAACGAGCAGAGCUUCCUGAGCGCCAAGGAAGAGGCGAAUGAGUCCACGUAUGACCCCAAGUAUCGCCUACAACUGGCUGGUGCUAUUCUGCUGUCGUGCUCACAGCAGUUAUCGGGUAUCAACGCUGUUUUCUACUACUCAAGUGAGAUUUUCUCGGCUGCUGGCAUCUCGGACCCGCGGGUGGGCACCCUCAUCAUUGACUUUAUCAACAUUUGGCCGGCGUUUUUCACUGGGUAUUUGGCUGUUCGCUUCGGGAAUCGCACUAUGAUUUUGUGGGGGUUGGCGGGUAUGUUGGUCAUGGCGGCUGGCAUGACGCUGGCAUUUCUCGUUAAUGUCCCUGCGCUUUCCGUCCUGUUCACAGCUCUGUACGUGAUCAGUUUUGGCGUGACGCUGGGCCCGCUGGUGUGGGUUAUGACGGCUGACAUGUUCCCGGAUGCGAUUCGCGCAAGCGCGUCGUCGCUGUGUAUUGGGAUUAAUUGGCUCUGCAACCUCGUGGUGGGGGUGUCGUACCCGUAUCUGGCUGAUGCGUUGAGAGACUACAGCUACGUCCCCUUUGUGGUGUUGCUGGCUGUGUUCUUCUCCAUGGGACUGAAGCUGGUACCCGAGACGUCUGGUAAGACGAGUGCAGAGAUCCAGCUCGAGUACGAGCAGCGCCGCCGGAAGUGA